ACAACUAGGGAUUCCGUAAAAGAAGAACAACUAGUAGGGAAGGGAGCACCGGAAAAAAGCGACCUCAAGUUCUAGCCGCCGCUGCCAGUAUGAAGUUCAAUAUAGCAAACCCUACCACUGGCUGCCAGAAGAAGCUGGAGAUCGACGAUGAUCAGAAGCUCCGAGCCUUUUUCGACAAGAGGAUUUCACAGGAAGUUAGUGGUGAUUCCUUGGGAGAGGAAUUCAAGGGCUAUGUAUUUAAGAUCAUGGGAGGUUGCGACAAGCAAGGUUUCCCAAUGAAACAGGGAGUGUUGACUCCCGGUCGUGUGCGUCUCUUGCUCCACCGUGGAACUCCUUGCUUCCGCGGUUUCGGAAGGCGUACCGGAGAGCGCAGGAGGAAAUCUGUGAGAGGGUGCAUCGUCAGUCAAGAUCUCUCUGUUUUGAAUUUGGUUAUUGUGAAGAAAGGAGAGACCGAUCUCCCUGGCUUGACUGAUACCGAGAAACCCAGAAUGAGAGGACCGAAGAGGGCGUCGAAGAUCCGUAAAUUGUUCAACCUUUCCAAAGAUGAUGAUGUCAGAAAGUAUGUCAACACUUACCGCAGGUCUUUCACGACGAAAUCUGGGAAGAAGGCCAGCAAAGCUCCAAAGAUCCAGAGGCUGGUCACUCCAUUGACGUUGCAGAGAAAGAGGGCCAGAAUUGCUGAUAAGAAGAAGAGGGUUGCCAAAUCCAAGGCGGACGCAGCUGAAUACCAGAAGCUCCUCGCUUCCAGACUGAAGGAGCAGAGAGAACGUCGCAGUGAGAGUUUGGCCAAGAAAAGGUCUAGGCUUUCUUCCGCCAAGCCAUCGGCUUAGUUUAAACAUUGUAGAACUUUUUUUUUUCUUUUUCUUUUUUUUACUCAAGUAUGAUUUCUUGAUUUCUGUUUUGGUAAACUUGAGGAGUUUGAAUUUUGACGAAUUUUUGUUGGUGCAAGUCUUACAUCUUCAAUAGACUCAAAUUUCUUGGUUAA
Molecule: messenger RNA, 985 nt
Organism: Humulus lupulus (European hop)
Lineage: Eukaryota; Viridiplantae; Streptophyta; Magnoliopsida; Rosales; Cannabaceae
Product: small ribosomal subunit protein eS6y
Exons: 1
Coding region: 90-830 (246 amino acids)
Biological process (GO): translation
Cellular component (GO): ribosome
Molecular function (GO): structural constituent of ribosome
Source: RefSeq, a predicted model, not a curated record